ACAAAAAUGUUGUUAGCCAAUGAGAUUUUCUUCAUUCUUCUUCUCCUUCUUCAAUCUGGUUCACUUUCCAUUGCAAUUCUACAUCCAAUUGAUUUCCUAGCUCUACAAUCCAUUCACAAGUCGAUCCAUGAUAUGCCAGGUUCGAAAUACAUGUCUUCGUGGGUUUUCACCUCGGAUCCCUGCAACUUCACCGGCGUCUCCUGUAACAAUGACAAAGUUGUAGCAUUGAAUCUCGGCGAACCCAGUGCCGGUUCCCCCGGUCUGUUCGGUCAGAUUGAUCCGUCUAUCGGCAACUUAUCAUCCCUUGCGGAGUUCACAAUCUCCCCCGGUCGAAUCAAUGGCUCUCUUCCACCGUCAAUGUCGAACCUGAAGAAUCUAAGAUUUCUGGGUAUUAGCAGGAAUUACAUCUCCGGCGAGAUUCCAACAAGUUUUGGCCAAUUAAAACAACUUCAAACUUUGGAUCUCAGUUACAAUCAGUUAACCGGAAAAAUUCCAGAUACAAUCGGAGCCUUGCCGGAGCUAUCCAACGUCAUUCUAAGUUACAAUCGUCUAUCCGGUUCCAUUCCAUCAUUUCAAUCACAAUACUUAACAAGACUCAACCUUAACCACAACGAUCUCUCCGGUCCCAUUCCAUCAAAUUCUCUCCCUUCAUCUCUCGAAUACCUCUCAUUAUCCAAGAACCGGUUCAUAGACCCAGUUGACAAACUCCUAACUCGGUUAACCAAUCUGAACUACAUCGACCUCAGUGUAAACCGGUUCACCGGCUGUAUACCCAACAUCAUUUUCACCUUCCCUAUAGUAAAUCUUCGACUACAGAAAAACUCAUUCGAUUGCCCGAUCCAACCUGUGAGUCAAGUUAAUAUCUCCAUCGUUGAUCUAAGUUUCAACAAAUUUUCCGGCGAGAUAUCUCCGAUGUUCUCUACGGUUGAAAAUCUUUACCUGAAUAAUAACCGGUUCACUGGUGAAGUUUCGGGCAGGUUUGUGGACGGUUUAAUUGCGGCCAAAAUGAAGGUGUUGUAUCUACAGGAUAACUAUCUGAGAGGGAUUGAGAUUAAACCGGCGAUGCAGAUUCCGGUUCACAGCUCUUUUUGUUUGCAGCAUAACUGUAUGGUCCCACCGGUCCAGACAAUUUGUCCAUUGAAGGAUGGGAGAGAAAAUAUAAGGCCAUCCUGGGAGUGCUUACAAAUUUCUAAACCCUAAACGUUAAAUGUCACUAACUAAUAAAUUUCAAAAAAAACAUACUUACUAGCAUUCAGUAUGAUAUU
Impatiens glandulifera is the source of this 1265-nucleotide messenger RNA. Its product is annotated as protein BRASSINOSTEROID INSENSITIVE 1-like. Bases 7 to 1200 code for a protein of 397 amino acids. The transcript has a single exon. The record is from RefSeq and is a predicted model, not a curated record. Gene Ontology annotation, molecular function: protein binding. NCBI's taxonomy places the organism in Eukaryota, Viridiplantae, Streptophyta, Magnoliopsida, Ericales, Balsaminaceae.